UUGGUUCGGUUCGCAGGAGGAAAAGCUGGAAAACUUGGUCUUUUGGCCUCCCAUUCAUAAGCAACAGUGAACGCGUGGGCAAUCGUUGGCACUAGGGUGGUGGUGAAUACUAAUUUUUAUUAUUAUUUCAUCUCAUGAACGAAUUUGUAUUUAAUGCAGAUUUUAUUCAGGGUAUGCAAAUUCGAGUAAUUGAGUGGCAGUAUUAGUGAUGUUAAAUUAGUGCUUGCAGCGCCGGAUCGAUUAUUGAGUUGUAAUCCAAUUAGGUGAAAUAUUCCGUGCCGAAUGCCUAUCUAUACAAUAGUGGAACCAGUGUUGAUACCCAUUAUACAGGAAGAAAAUAUAAGCGCAUGAAAUAAGUGCUGUCUUUUUGUUACAAAACGUGGAACAAGGCAACGACAUAAUAGUGCUGUAAUGAGAAAAAUUCAAUAGUGUUUUCCCGAAACGAAACGAAACGAGGUGUCGUCGCUCAACCAAAAGGAUUAUCCAUGGCCAACUUGAGGAUUACCAUGACCCGGAUGCAUUACGGAUUAAAUUUCAUCAUACUGAUUAUCGUUUCCUCCAUCUACGGCAACCACACGCUGGACAGUGGGAAGGCGAGCAAAAACAGCAGCAGCGGCAGCUCGAGUCCAUCGUCCAAUGCAACCGCGAACGAACCGCUGGCAGCCCUUUCCCUCAUCCCGGACGAAGAGAUAGCGCACUUUGUGAAUCAGUCCCGAAUAACGACUUGCAAGUUUUCCCAGCCGGACGUUAGACUUCAGUGGCGCAACCCGAGGAACACCAUCAUCAGUGACACCAAAGGUCGGGUUCACAUCGAGGAGAUUGCCGGUUCACUGUUGCUGGUUUUCGAGUCCAUUGUCCGGGCGGAUCAGGGCAGCUGGACCUGCGAGGCGGACACCGGCGGAACCGUGCUGAAAAAAUCCUUCAAAAUGAUUGUUAACGAGCCAAUCUCGUUCCGGGACACCAGCACUGUCCAAACGGCAACCGAAGAUAAGGAUGCGACCAUCCGUUGCGAGGUCAGAGGACAUCCGGAGCCAUCGGUGUCGUGGUACUUCAACGGGCAACCAUUGUUCCCCCCAAACACGAAGUACACGGCCCUGGCCGACGGGUUGCUCGUCAAAAAGGUAUCAAAGAACGACAGCGGCGAGUACACGUGCAAGGCGUUUCAGGUUUCCUCUUCCGGCAGCAGCUUCGAGGAGAAAACGAUCCGGCUCAACAUCAAACAUAGGCCCUAUUUCCAGAAGCCUCGGGGUGGCUACUCGUGGGGUAACGUCACAUACGGAUACGUGGGCGGUGCGGUUAACUUGACCUGCGAUGCCGUGGCCGAACCGCCAGCCACAUUCACCUGGUCGUCCAACAAUAAAAAGUUUUCCCAUAAAAAUCACAUCAUCUACAAUGGGUCGCAUGUUUCCAUGUUGCAGAUAGUGAUCAAAAACAGCACCGUUUUCGGCAAGUACAAGUGUGAAGCAAAGAACGAGCUCGGCACGAUAUCACGGGAAAUUCAGCUGCGAGAAGGCACAAAGCCCGAUCCGCCCAGCAGGUUCCAGCUGCGGGGCGUAAAUUCCGACACGCUGGACAUUGAUGUCGGUGCCACAAAAUCGCACGACGUCGAUCCGGACCAUUCGACCAUCAUCGGAUAUCGCUUCGAGAUGAUUCCCACCGAAGAGUUCGCCAAGCACCGCAAAUGGGAACGAGCUCAUCGACGUGACUUUGACGUCGAGGACGGAGUCACGUACUUGCUCGUGCACCUCAUUCCGGAUACCCGAUACCUCAUCCGGGUGGCCGCACGAAACGCCGCCGGUCUCAGCGAUUGGACCGAGGUGAAAGAAUUCACCACCCAUCCGCUGCAGCCCCAUGGGUUCAAUUCCGGUGCUGCUGGUCCGGAUACCAGCGCUUUUCUCUUCCUACGAUUGCUGACCGCCCUGGGCUCCAUACUGCUCUCGACGGUGGUGAAAUUAAAAUUUUAACCAUGGACGCUAGGUUAGAAUCCAGAAGCCAAUAAAAACGUAGAAUUUCAAUCAAAAGACUCUGUGAAAAAUUGCACUGAAAGGGAGGAAAUUGACGUCACGUACACUCACACAUACAUACACAGACAUACAAAAACACACAUUCGUACCGAACAGCUCAUAGCAAACUGGAAGCAACUCAAGCAAGAACCAUUUUUUUUUCCUUUCGCCGCUGACCGCAUUCGAGUUCCGUUCUGAUAGGAUAGCAGCCAGCAGCACUGAACGAAAACAUUCUCCAUUCAAGUUGGAAAGUGUUGCAUGCUGAAUAACAGUGUUUUCACACGAACUCUAAAAAAAAAGAUGAGUAACAUCAAUUUCACGGAGCAUGAGUUUGGAGGCCAUAGGACCGAACGCGAUUCGAUGACGUUGUUCCAACAAGCGGUCAGUAAUCAAAGUAGUCCACACAAUUUGCGCUUUUUUUUUCUUUUCUUCAAAUAACAAACGAAGCAGGCGCUAAAAGGUGACACCGCAAAACCGGAAUAACAGCGCUCUAGUUCGUAAGGUGAAAUUAGGUAACAGGAAUUCUUAUUACCCCACAACAGGGGGGUACGUAAAUUAAGAUAGGUAAUAGGGAACGAUGUGAAUGAAUGGUCAGUCAAAAAGCCAGAAUCAAGGAAUAAAGAAAAACAGUCAAAAGAAUGUGCAAUGUACGAAAUUAGAUUUAAUCCGAGAAACGAGUUUAAUACGAUUCGAUUCCCAAUCGAAAUAAGUGAGUGUGGCGUAAUCAUUGGCAAGGUAAGUGUUCUUCCGACGAAUAUUAUGUCUUUUGGGUUCAGAAACACGCGCUUCUAUGUAUUCAAGUGAAAAACGGUGGAUGAAUACGCUUGUUCAAUGUUUAAAAUUGAACUGAUUGUUGUUGUGAUUGAUAUUUGAAUUUAUUUAUGUUAGGAGUUAUGUCUGUCGAAGAAGUCAUGUCAUGGAGAGUUGUAAUUC
Messenger RNA from Armigeres subalbatus, 2936 nucleotides. Its product is annotated as neural cell adhesion molecule 2-like. Gene Ontology annotation, molecular function: protein binding. Lineage: Eukaryota; Metazoa; Arthropoda; Insecta; Diptera; Culicidae. Gene Ontology annotation, cellular component: neuron projection. Bases 486 to 1964 code for a protein of 492 amino acids. The transcript is spliced from 7 exons. The record is from RefSeq and is a predicted model, not a curated record.